This is a messenger RNA of Polyodon spathula (Mississippi paddlefish), 2667 nucleotides long. It is a transcript of the gene oacyl, whose product is annotated as O-acyltransferase like. The transcript is spliced from 15 exons. Gene Ontology annotation, molecular function: acyltransferase activity, transferring groups other than amino-acyl groups. The coding region runs from base 509 to 2554 and encodes 681 amino acids. The record is from RefSeq and is a predicted model, not a curated record. Lineage: Eukaryota; Metazoa; Chordata; Actinopteri; Acipenseriformes; Polyodontidae.
CUGAAAUAAUAAUAAAAAAUAUAUUUUUUUUAAUUUGGUUUUAUUGGGUUUAUUUUGCUUCCAAGAGAUUUCAGAUAGUAUGCUUUUGAUUUCCAGCUGAUUUAAAACGAAGGAUUUUUAAAAUAAUAGUUAAAAUGUUGAAAGAAUAUUUGGAUGUUUAUCCCAUCAAUACAAAUAAUUAUUUAUAAUCAACAUAUAGAAACAGGAAGGACAUCUUGCUCAAAAAAUGGACAGGAGGCAGUCCUAUCCCCCAAUAAAUAACUUUGUUCCGGCUGACUCAUGCAUGCUAAUCUGGAUGGCUGGGCUAAUGGAAAGUAUUAGCCAAAACAAACACAACAUAGCAAAAUCUAGUCACAACCUUUCACACACAAUAAAUUGUAAUUUCUCCAAUUUUCAUUGGUAUUAGGCUAGAGAGCAGGGGUGAAAUUAAUUUAGCAUACUUCAAACUACAUGUGCCCUUCAAUCAGUAUUUAAACCACAAUGAUAAGAUUGAGACCAGGGACCCAAAAUGACUUGGUUUACAUGCUUUAUCGUUAUUCUCUCUGUUGUAAGUUGUAUGGCAUUUAAAGAAAAAGUGUCAAGAAAAUGUAUGCAAGACACCAAGAGAUUUAUUCAGGACCUUAAUGAGGACAUCCCAAAAGAGUAUGCUGCUUUGAUGUAUGAUGCUUUUGGAAAAAUGGGCAGCGAUUUUGUGGGUGGAAACAUGAACAGACCAGGAUCGUUCAGCGAAUGCAUUUUAGCCAAUGCAGGUGGUUUCAGUGGGCAAUACUGCCAAGUCAUGUUAAUACAGGAACAAACUGGGUACUUAGUGGGCCUGUGUGUUCCAGAUUCUUGUGAAGAGGCUGAAAUUGAAAUAUUAGUGGCAAAUGAUGUAUUUAAGUAUAAGGAUACAUCAUUAGUGCCUCCCAUUCCAUCUGUGCUUCUUCACAACUCUACACAACAGAUACCAGUAUCCACAACAAAAUGUCUGAAAAAAAAUGGUGCUCCAGAUGCAUCUGCUAUAGUUUGCCUGUUUGUUUGCAGUUUCAUUGUGGCACUACCCCUAGGUGGAACUAUUUAUGUAGCCUUAAUAAAAUGGAAAAAACAAAAAUGGACUCUAUCCACUGUUGGUUCCAAAUUUAAGUCAGACCCAAAUAUUUAUGGUACCUUUCUUCAACAUGAUGUGCACCAGAAACAUGCCAAUAUCUUCAGUGCAGAUGUAGCAUCACCAACAGAACACACAUUGGCAAAAGAAGUGGAAGAAAACAACAAAAGUCGUUUGGUUUACUUUUUGGAUAAUUUUUUGAAAACAUUCUCGUUGCAAAAUAAUUUUUCAUCUCUGUGGGCUACGAAGGACAAAGGACAUUAUUCUGCACUGAAUGGAAUUCGAAUUUUGAGUCUCCUGUGGAUCAUUUGUGGACACAAUAUCCAGUUAAGCGCUUGGGAAAACUUAGACAAUGCUAAAAGAUGGAAAGACAGUGUAGCAAACAAUCCUGCUUACAUUGUUGCAUUAAGUGGACCCUCCUAUUUAGCUGUGGAUACCUUCUUGCUUAUUGGUGGUCUCCUGAGUGUAAAAUCACUUUUCAGCUUGAUUGAUGGAGCAGAUGAUAAGAUGACCGUACAGCUUGUGGGGACAUUUUUGCUUAACAGAAUAAAGAGGAUCCAGCCUCUCCACAUUUUCAUGGUUUGCCUAUCGAUUGGAUUACUUUCCGUUGUCCCUAAGGGUUCCUUCUGGAGUUUUGCAGAAAUGCAGAUAGAUAUUUGUAAAAAAUAUUGGUGGGCAAACAUGCUGCUUAUAAAUAAUCUGUUUUUUUACCCUAACUCGUGCAUUCCAUGGUCAUGGUAUCUGGCUAUUGACGUCCAGUUCUAUUUUACAACACCUUUGCUGGUUUUUCUGCUCCGAAGAAAUACAUGCACACUGAUUGCUGUAGCAACCAUCUUCCUUUUAAUUCCCUGCAUUAUCAGUGCCUUGCUAACAGCAUAUUUCCAAUUACCACUGUAUCUACCAAGUGAAUGGAUUUACAAGGCAUACUUUGAAUAUUAUUAUAAUAAGCCAUAUUCCAGAUAUGGUCCAUAUUUGAUUGGAAUCCUUCUGGGCAUGUUCAUGAAUGCCAAGAAAGAUCGUCUUUUAAAGAAACAGUGGCAGGCUGCAGUUGGCUGGAUUUCCUCGUUGACCUCCAUGGCUUUGUUGGUAGCCCUAGCGUAUGUUUUACAUGAGGUUCCCAAUUAUCCGUCUGCACCUCACGCUAUAUACCAGGGGCUGCACAGGACUCUCUGGGCUGUUGCUGUUGCCUGGAUAAUAUUUGCUUGUGACGAAGGUUUCGGAGGAUAUAUAAAUACAUUUCUUUCCCUAAAUGUGUGGAUCCCAUUUUCAAGCAUCAGUUUUGCAUGCUUCAUGAUACACCCUCUUCUUAUUAUUAUAUUCAAUGGAGUUCAGGAAACGUUAUUCCAUUAUACAGACAUUAACUUUUUCUACCUUUACAUGGGGCACAUUGUUCUGACAGUCGCUUUGGGAUAUGUACUAACUGUGCUGGUUGAAAAACCAUACUUAUUUCUAAAGCGCCACAUUAAAUAAUUAUGGACUAUGCAAGCUGUGGAAGGCACUCAAGUUUUAUACUUGCAAUAAAAAAGGCACAUGAAUUUUAAACAAAAGAGAAUGUUUUGUGGAUUUUAAGAACCAGUCGCAAA